Messenger RNA from Dunckerocampus dactyliophorus (ringed pipefish), 5653 nucleotides. RefSeq names its product mitotic spindle positioning (gene misp). The coding region runs from base 1 to 2028 and encodes 675 amino acids. Lineage: Eukaryota; Metazoa; Chordata; Actinopteri; Syngnathiformes; Syngnathidae. The transcript is spliced from 5 exons. The record is from RefSeq and is a predicted model, not a curated record.
AUGUCAGACGCAGAGGAAGAGGAGGUGCUCAUCGAAACACCUGCGUGUGAUGAUGAUGAUGAUGAUGAUGACUACUGGGGUCACUGGUGGGUUCAGAUUGAUUAUGUAGUUUGUGUUCAAGCAUUUUCAUCCAUCCAAGGUGUCAUCUGCUCCACACCACCCCCUGCUACCAUGGACAACAUUCCCAGGAGGUGGGUGCUGAAGCCUUUGUCCCCCCCGCUGCAUCCGUCUGACCUACGUACUAUGGCGGGUCCAAGCAAUGGUGAAGAUCAUUUUAUGGCCACCGACAGUGUCACUGACUCCCUCCAAGAGCACGGUGGGUUCAGGGAACUGGUGGUGCAGAGCCACCAGGUCACCGUGUCACAAGAUGGCGACGACAGCAGUGACGAUUUGUGUUCCGGCAGUCCCAGCAGCAGCUUAGGCUCUCACUGUGGGUUCUACUCCUUCGUGGAGGAUCCAACCAGUCCAGAAGCAGAGCUGAAUGAGGCGUGGAUGGUCUCACCUCAGCGGCAGGUUCAUCUCACGACCCUGAAGGAGGACAAGGCCUUCAAAGUGCAGACAUACAACAGUGGCAGGAAACCAGAGAUUAUGUUCUCAGAGUCAGAGUCACAGUACAAACUCCAGCCGGAAGACCUCUGCGAAGUAUUUGGGCCAGAAGAAGAGAAGCAACUGAGGAAGGAUAUCAUUCGGAAGCAAGCCCCAAAGAAGAAGCCAACAUCCAAGAUGAGUGUGCUGGAGAAUCUGGAUCGCAGUAGGUCUACAAAUUCACUGACAGAAGGUUUCAGUGUGAGCUACAGUUCCAGCAGGCUAGAACCCUGCCGCCCUGCCGAACCUGGAACGAUUAUCAGUGACCAGAUCGACUUCAGUGCAGCUCGGCAGCAGUUUAUGAAGCUAGAACAGGACGUGCGGAAUGCCCCCGUCCACCCCGGGAGGCCAAGGGUGUCCUGGAAGGUGGAGGAAGAGGACGCAACAAGGUCAGAGCCGUCUGGGGAAGGUGAAACCUUUGAGGACUGGAGAAAAACUGAGAAUGACUCCAACGGCCUCAAUGAUGAAGACUUCACUAAGAACGACUUGCUGGUGGAGGUGCAUAGCGGCUACAUCAGCGACGAGGAGGUGUUUGAUGAAAGAAUACAAAGUGGAAGUAAAGGAAAGUACUACCUUAACAAUGAGACCCCGAUUGAGCAGGAGAUCCGUUUAGUUCAGGAACGUGAGGAGAAUCUCAGACACUUGCGACGCCUGAAGCACAGUGACGGAUGCUCAGAGAUGGUGGAGAUCCGAACCAAGAGGAUGAAGUCACCACUAACAUCUAUUGAGGCCACAGAGAAGAAGCAUGUGGGCUUCAUCGUUCAGCAAGACAACCACAACAAGAACCAAAAGCAGGAGGUCUCUGAUCUGCCACAGGGGUUUUCAGCCACAAAGGAGAAACCGCAGGACCCAGCGGCCUUUCUGUCCCCUUGUUGUCCUCAUCGGCACGCUGAAGAAACCUCCUCCUCCCGUCCGCCAUCCUGGACCAAACCUUAUUCCUGGCGGGACAACCAGGAGUCCACCGGUUUACAGUGUGGGAAAAAAGGGGCCCUGGAGUUCAUUGAGAAGGAAAUCCAAGAUGCUUUGCGACGGGAACAGGAGCUUCGCGAGUCCAGGGAAUCCAGGGGGUCCAGUGAGUCCAGGGAGCCCAGGGAGCGUAGUCUCUUCUCUCCAGCCCCUUUAGUAGAGCAGGUAUCCAGAAUGUUCUCCAACCAGUUUGACCUGUCAAAAAACUCAGAGGACGUCUCAGAGUCUUGUCCGACUGUCUCCUUGGUGACCUCCUCCCAUGCACCGCCGCCUUCUAAAGGCCUGACGGGGGCACUGCUGCGGGACUUUGAGGAACGACGAGUGAGACUAAAGCUCGACGAGAGCUCGUAUGCUGGGAUUCAGCCCAUCGAUGACAUCAACAACCAGGUCGUAGAAUCAACGCGGGUAGUGAGACAUAAAAACCAGCGAGCUCUUCGCUGGGAGGCAGGGGUCUUUGCCAACCAACUGGACCACUGAGACCCACAGGACUGCAUCCAGAUCCACAUCCAGACCCAGCACUUCACACCGAGUACAGGUGCAGGUCAAGAGUACUGAGUCGGUUGAAUGUGUGGUCGUUUGCUGAGUGGUCAGUGCUCAUGCAGGAGGGUUUGCGUCAGAAGGGGACAAUGACAACAUUACUGUCAUUAGUUAGUGUUCAUAAUGAUGAUGAUCAGGACGAAGCUCAAAAUGAAUGCUGAUCGCUUCCUUCAAUCAUGAAAACACACAUGUUCACUGUUUCCAUGGCAAUAUGCUGGUUGGCCUCCAGGAAAUAAAGUGUGUGUGUUUGUGUGUCUGUGUGUGUGUGUUUUGAAGCGCCUUAUCGCCAUCAGCACUGUUUCCAUGGCUACUGCAUGAUGAGCCUCAAGUUGCAGGACAUAAGGCAGCGGAUGUGUGUUUUAGACAUUAAAUACAUUUUAACACACACACACACACACAGACAUAUACUCUACAGUCAUGGAAAAAAUGAUUAGACCACCCUUGUUUCUUCAGUUUCUUGUUCAUUUUAAUGCUUGAUACAACUAAAGGUACCUUUGUGUGGACAAAUAUAACAAUGAAACAAAAAUAGCUCAUAAGAGUUACAUUUUUUGGCAGUACAAUGCUAUAGCUAUUCAUGUAAGAACUUAAGUGAUUUUGGUUAUGAUCAAGAAAACCAUGGAAGUUGCUAGAUAUCAGCUCUUCAAUUAAACUCUUAUGAGCCAUAUUUGUUAUCAUCAUUAUAUUUGUCCAAACAAAUGUACCUUUAGUUGUACCAGACAUUAAAAUGGAUCAAUAAACUGAAGAAACAAGGGUGGUCUAAUCAUAUUAUCCAUGACUGUAUAUACAUAUAUUCACACAUACACACUCACAUUUAUAUUUAUAGUAUAUGUGUAUAUACUGUACACACAUGACAUAUCAAUGAUUUAGUUUCCUAAUGAUUGAUUUGAACCGUUCUUUUUCGAGUGGUGUAAUGACAAUACCACAUCCAUCCAUCCAUCCAUCCAUCCAUCCAUCCAUCCAUCCAUCUUGUAUGCCGCCUAUCCUACAAUACAACACACGUCUUCAAAAAACGUGUGCCUUAAAUGUGUCUUAGCAAGUUUCACCUCAGUCUAACACUUUUUCCUCGGCUUCUGAACUAACUGUGCUUGGAUAUUUAACCAUUUUUAUUGGCAGAAAUGGUUUUCUGGCUUUUAAGGAUAGUCCACAUUUGUUCUGUCGGGUUGAGGUCAAGGUCAUUCUAGAAGCAUAAUUGUAGCCUGCUUUAUGUAUUCCAAUACCGGUUUUGAUGUGUGUUAGGAAUCAUUGUCCUGCUGGGACACCCAAUUGUGUCCAAGUUUCAGAUGCCCAGCUGUUAAUUUGAGGUGAAUCUUAAGAAUUUGGAGGCAGUCCUCCUCAGCCCAAGCUGAGGAUGCUACCACCACCAUGCUUGGCAGCAGCUUCCAGUUCAUGGCAAACUUGAGUGUUUGUGGUUCCUGGGUUGUUCUUGAAGAUCCUAACCAAUUUUCUUGGGUAUCUGUCAUCUUCUAGACCUUGGCAAAGUGGUGACGCAUUAAAAUAUAUUCUUCCGAUAUACAAUGGUUUGAAUUGCAGUUGUUUAAAAUGUCUCCAAAAGAUGUUCCCAAUUUGUGUAAAUUAACAAUUUUCUUUCUUAGAGCUUUACUGAGUUCCUUUGACUCUCCCAUUGUUUUGAAUAUUGGUCCAGACAUCGUUUUAUGCCGUCAGAGACACUAUCAGCUGCAGUCAAUCAUGAUCACUAAUAAGUUAGCCUUAUCAGGUUCAAGACAAUCUGGAAGCUCCAGCACCAAUUAUAAAACGUAGGUUCUUGUACGGUAUGUGUAAAUGAGAGAAAAGUAAAUUCAACUGUGUGCAUUUCUUGCGUUUAAAAAUCAUUAUAAUUAUCAUUAUAACCUGGAAAAAGACUGGUUCAAAUAAAACAUUAAGGGCCCAAAAUUAGAUAUUCAAGCCCAUGAUGAGAGUAUGUAAACAUUUGACUGGAACUGUGUACAAUAGUAUUUCUUUUGUGAAGACAAUAGUAGUAGUAGUAGUAGUAGUAGUAGUAUUCCCUUUGUGAAGAGAAAUCCAAAUGAACAAUUGUAUUGUAAAGUGAAGAAGACGUUUUAUUUGAUAUUUGACGGUAACAUGCAGCAUGUGUUUACAUUCAAUAAAGUUUUUCACAUUGAAACAUUGUUUGCUGUCUGCUCACAGCAACAAUAAAUGUUUUUUUUUUUUAAAGAUGUGUUCAACCUGUCACCAUGUGGCCUUGCAAACACAAUCUCGAAAAGCCCCCGCUGAUCUUUAAUUGGAUGAAAAGUCCAAAAUGUGACGUCACUUGGAGACGGGAAGUUUGUCACUGAGAGCCAGAUUUAUGCAACAUUUUACCCGUUGGUCGGAAAGUCAACAUUAGCGACACAAAUUUCAUUUUUACACAAAAAUAUCACUGCUUUUUCCUGUAUUUGUCUCCUUUCAGUCGCUUUAACCCCGCCCACUUACUCAUUGACGAGAGGCAUCAACAAUUAACAUGUUGUCAUUUUGCCACGCACGCACACACACAAUAUUUACCUUCACCAAUCAGAGCCGAAGGCACACACACACAAACAUGCUGAGAAUCACCAAGGCAACCGAGCUAUCACAACACUGUUAAUACAGCAAUUCAGUGUGAGGCCGUUAAUAAGCCACGCCCACUGUGUUUCACUCAGUAGUUGAAGCUUCACAUUCUGCGAAUCAGUUCAUAAUAAUCCAUUCCGGCCUUUAUUUUGAAAGUCACAGGACUAAUCCUUCAUUCUUCGACUUUGGAAACUCUUGAACUGGUUUUCCUCAUCAGUCUGCUGGCCGUCUCGAUCCAGAAGAACCAGCGCCGUCUUGCGUCUCAUUGCCAUUUCCCUCCUCUGCGCGUCUGUCAACACCUCAAACUGUUGCUGAGGCGGGGCCGGAUCUGCUGGCAUGCCGCUGGAUCGAUGCGGCCGGAAGCUGCUGCCGGAAGCAGAGGAAUCUCCUCGUUGGAGGCUGUUAAGGUCAUAGGUGUCACGUAGGUCUCCUCCGCCCCACUCCCACGGACGGCCAUUUUGGGCGGGGGGUGGAGCUUGGGCGAGAGGAUGGUGGGUGGCGUGGGCGUUCACGGUGACGAUUCCCUCCCGCUGCUUCUCGGAGGUCGGCCGGUAUCGUGGCGAUGUGGCAGCAGAAGAAGUUCCAGAGCAGGUGGAGGCAGUUUCUGAAGAUUUUUCACCUGAAGAUGAAGACCCCAGCAAGCCUUGCUGCUUGGACAUGGCGACGACCUGCAUCAGUCGUGGCUGGUUGGCUGCGACGCGACCUGACGCGUCCCCGCUUGUCUUCUCUCUUAUGGCUUGCCACUUGGCGCGGGCCAGCAAACUCUUUGGUGAGACCGGUGGGGGUACUGCUUCAGGGAUCUGAGGUGGUCUCGGGGUUGCUAUGGCUUUGGCUCCACCCGGAGGAGGAGUGCGGUUGCGACUGGAGGCGGUCUUGCCAGAUGAAAACGCAGGCAGGCAGACGGGGACCUGAGAGCCUCGAUCAUCUGUCCCCGCCUCCAAGCCAUCUUCGCUGGUCUCGUUCUCAUCCCUCAUGCUCUGGACUCGCAUCUCCAUAGACUUCUGCUUCCAUUCCGACAACA